AUGACUAACCAACUGCUCCAGAGGAAGCAGAUAGUCAUUGACAUGCUCCACCCUGGCAAGGCAACUGUGCCGAAGACAGAGAUUCGGGAAAAACUGGCCAAAAUGUACAAGACGACUCCCGACGUCAUCUUUGUGUGUGGAUUCAGAACUCAUGUUGGUGGUGGCGAGACAACGGGCUUUGGCAUGAUUUACGAUUCCUUGGAUUAUGCUAACAAAAAUGAACCCAAACACAGACUUACAAGACAUGGCCUGUAUGAGAAGAAAAAGACCUCAAGAAAGCAGUGAAAGGAGUGUAAGAACAGGAUGAAGAAGGUCAGGGGAACUGCCAAGGCCAACGUUGGUGCUGGCAAAAAGCCGAAGGAGUCAAGAUUUUGCAGUGAAUUUAUCUACAGUG
Messenger RNA from Lepus europaeus (European hare), 394 nucleotides. Its product is annotated as small ribosomal subunit protein eS24-like. Lineage: Eukaryota; Metazoa; Chordata; Mammalia; Lagomorpha; Leporidae. The coding region runs from base 1 to 285 and encodes 94 amino acids. The transcript has a single exon. Gene Ontology annotation, molecular function: structural constituent of ribosome. The record is from RefSeq and is a predicted model, not a curated record. Gene Ontology annotation, cellular component: ribosome. Gene Ontology annotation, biological process: translation.